Messenger RNA from Paramuricea clavata, 525 nucleotides. NCBI's taxonomy places the organism in Eukaryota, Metazoa, Cnidaria, Anthozoa, Malacalcyonacea, Plexauridae. The record is from the annotation of a GenBank genome assembly.
GGCACUGGAAAGUCUGUUGUGAAAAUAGGAGCAAAACAUCAAGACAUGACAGGAGUGGUCAGACUUCCAUUAUAGCCUGCUUCGAAAAACAGGCCAAAGAUAAGGAACAAUCUUCUCAUUCUGAAUGUGAUCCAUUGAGCAACAAUGAAAAUGACUUUGACUUGGAAAAUCCAGGAUCAGCUAUAAAUCUUGAUAAUAUGUAAGAUAUAGAGCCAUAUACUGUUAGUAUAACAGUUUAAUAAUUUAUCAGUUAUGAAAUAUAAUAUAUUAAAGAGUUGUAUUAAAAUAUUGACAAUAAAGGUGUUAGCGGGGAUGUAUUUUCUUUUAAAUUUCAGAGAAUGUUCUGAUGACUUUUGUGAUGUACCAGAUCUAGAGUUGUAUCUUUGUAACAAUGAUCAAGAAAUCCUUGAAAUAGAAGUGGAUAUUACACCUGAGACUGACGAUUAUGAUGAUAGUUAUUCAUCGUCAUUCGAUGAAACUGAUGAUGGCAAGGAUGAGUUUAGAAAUAACAAAUUUAGCAAAUGA